Molecule: messenger RNA, 276 nt
Organism: Symbiodinium sp. CCMP2456
Lineage: Eukaryota; Dinophyceae; Suessiales; Symbiodiniaceae
Source: the annotation of a GenBank genome assembly
AUGCCGUGGGGAGACCCAAACUAUGUAUCUCGAAACUUCAUUUCGCACCUCGAAUUGCGGCACCGCUGUGAUUACGCUGUUCUGACCGACUUCGAUGUUGAUGAAGAGGCGGAGCCAUUUGCAUCCCUUCACAGGUUGCGAGCCUACAGAACAGAAAAGAGAAACAGGAAUAGUUGUGAGAUGCGGUACCGGUUAUUGCCCCUUUGGGCAAGCAUUCUGACACAUGUUGUGCAAGAUUUCUUGCACGGUCAGCAGUUCAGUUCGGUCAACCCCUGA